Messenger RNA from Trichosurus vulpecula (common brushtail), 3807 nucleotides. Its product is annotated as zinc finger protein 665-like. Gene Ontology annotation, molecular function: DNA-binding transcription repressor activity, RNA polymerase II-specific. Gene Ontology annotation, biological process: negative regulation of transcription by RNA polymerase II. The coding region runs from base 52 to 1605 and encodes 517 amino acids. The transcript has a single exon. Lineage: Eukaryota; Metazoa; Chordata; Mammalia; Diprotodontia; Phalangeridae. The record is from RefSeq and is a predicted model, not a curated record.
UAUUCAUGUAGUGAAUGUGGAAAGACCUUUAGUCAAAAGGGAAAUCUUAAAAUGCACAUGAUAACUCAUACUCAGAAGAAGCCCUUUGAAUGUAUUGAAUGUGGUAACAGCUUUAGAAAUACCUUUCAUCUUUUACAACAUGAGAGAAUUCAUAUUGGACAGAAACCCUUUGAAUGCAAUGAAUGUGGGAAAGGCUUCAGACACAUCUCAGUGCUUUUAAGGCAUUAUAGAAGUCACACUGGAGAGAAACCUUAUGAGUGUAAUGAAUGUGGAAAAGCCUUCAGCCAAAAGGGAAACCUUAAAAUGCAUAAGAUAAUUCACACUAGGAAGAAGCCCUUUGAAUGUAUGGAAUGUGGAAAAGGCUUCAGGAAUAGUUUUUCCCUUUCACAACAUGAGAGAAUUCAUACUGGAGAGAAACCUUAUGUGUGUAAUGAAUGUGGGAAGGCCUUCAGCCAAAAGACAAACCUUAAUUCACAUAAAAGGAUUCAUACUGGAGAAAAAGCAUAUUCAUGUGAUGAAUGUGGGAAGGCUUUUGGAAAUAGCUUUUAUCUUUUACAACAUGAGAGAAUUCAUACUGGAGAGAAACCCUUUGAAUGUACUGAAUGUGGGAAAGGUUUCAGGUACAUCUCAAUCCUUUUGAGACAUCAGAGAACUCAUACUGGAGAGAAACCUUAUGAAUGCAAUGAAUGUGGGAAAGCUUUCAGCCAAAAGGGAAAUCUUAAAAUGCAUAAGAUAAUUCAUUCUAAGAAGAAGCCCUUUGAAUGUAAUGAAUGUGGGAAAGGCUUCAGGAAUAGCUUUUCCCUUUUACAACAUGAAAGAAUUCAUACUGGAGAAAAACCCUAUGAAUGUAACGAAUGUGGAAAAACCUUCAGACAAAAGACAAACCUUAAUUCACAUAAGAGAAUUCAUACUGGAGAGAGACCCUAUGUAUGUAAUGAAUGUGGGAAAGCAUUCAGCCAAAAGGCCAGCCUUAAUUCGCAUAAGAGAAUUCAUACUGGAGUCAAACCAUAUUCAUGUAAUGAAUGUGGGAAGGCCUUCAGCCAAAAGGCAAGCCUUAAUUCACAUAAGAGAAUGCAUGCUGGAGUCAAACCAUAUUCUUGUAGUGUUUGUGGCAAAGGCUUCAGUAAUAACUUUUAUCUUAUACAACAUGAGAGAAUUCAUAGUGGAGAGAAACCCUUUGAAUGUAAUGAAUGUGGGAAAGGCUUCAGACACAUCUCAGUCCUUUUGAGACAUCAGAGAAGCCAUACCGGAGAGAAACCCUAUGAAUGUAACGAGUGUGGGAAAGCCUUCAGCCAAAAGGGAAACCUUAAAAUGCAUAAGAUAAUUCAUUCUAGAAAGAAGCCCUUUGAAUGUAUGGAAUGUGGGAAAGGCUUCAGGAAUAGCUUUUCCCUUUUACAACAUGAGAGAAUUCAUACUGGAGAAAAACCAUUUGAAUGUAAUGAAUGUGGGAAGGCUUUCAGCCAAAAGACAAACCUUAAUUCACAUAAGAGAGUUCAUACUGGAGAAAAGCCCUAUAAAUGUAACCAUUGUGGGAAAGCCUUCAGCCAAAAGGGAAGCCUUAAUAAGCAUCACAAAACUUGUAGGGGAGAGAAACACUUUGAAUAAAAUGAAAGGGCACUAGCCUAUAGUCAAAGCUGAAGUGAUUAUAAUUCAGUACAUAUGGACCCUUUGAAUAUAGUGAAUUUGAGAAACCCUCACAUAGUUCAUUGGAAGCAUGGGAUUCAUAAUGGGCAUAAACCCUGUGAUUCAAAUGAAUGGCAAAACUUUCAGCUGGAAGGGAACGUAAUAUACACUAGAAAACUCAUUUGAGAAAUGUUUUUCAUGUAAUGAGUGGGGUUUUUAAAGAUGUUAUAUAAACUUUAAGAAACAUGAGACUGUUAAUGCUGGACAAAACGUGAAUGUACAGAUUAUGGAAAAGGUUUCAUGAAAAAAUAAAGCAUUGCACAUCAGGAAAUUCAUACUGAAGGCAAGGACAUAGUGUAAUUAAGGUGCGCACUUUCAAAAAGUAGAAUGAGAGGAUCAUAAGAAACUUCAUACUGGAGAGAAAAACCCUUUGGAUGUAAUGGAAAGCCUUCAGGCCAAGUCAAACCUUUUGUAUACAUCAUAAAAUCAUUAUGGUAGAUAAUUAAAAAAAAACAUUUGGGAAAGCCUUCAUCGAAAGGAAGUAACUCACAGAACAUCAGCUAAUUCAUACUGGUGAGAAUCUCCAUAAACAUAAUGAAUUGAGCAUGCCUCAUCCUAGAUGUCAUGCUGGAAUUUAACUUCACAAAUACAUAAUGGAGGGGAAAAGCUUAAGAAAAUUCUAGUCACCAAAUCUCAGAUUUGAAAGGGAUUUUAGAAGCCAUCAAGUUCAACCUUCAUUUGAAAGAAAAUUGCCCCUACAACAUUUCAGAUUACUACCUGUAAUUUCUUUUAAGAUUUUUAAAAAUUUUAAAACCUCCUGCCUCCUAAGAAAGCUGGCUCCAUUUUUGGAUAAGGCUAAUUAUUAUUAAUUUUUUUCUUUGAAAAAAACCUACAUUUAUCCCCUUCCACACACUUUUGUGUGUGUGUGUGUGCAACUUCUCCCUAUUCCUUCUAGUUUCACCUGCAGCCAAGGAAAACAAGUUAAAUCUCCGCUGACAAUACAACAGAUAUUUGAAGAUAGUUAUUGUGUCAUUUAUCUACCCCCUCCCCCCCGCCACUGAUGUUUUCUCUUCCAGUGAAACCUUUUUAGUUCUUUCCACUCAUCUUUAUGAGUUGGUCAUGAAGUAAAGGCUCUUUGCCUUCCUGGUUGCCUUUUGCUGCACAUUUCUCAGAUGAUACUAAAAUGAGGUGCCCAAAAUGUGCAAAUGAAUAAAUAUUUACUACAUGGCAAAUAUUAUGCUAACUGUUGGAGAUACAAAUGUAAAAAUGAGACAGCCCCUGCCUUUAAGGAGCUUGCAUUCUAAUUGGUUAAAACCAUGCAGCUUAGGGGAAUGUUUAUCCAGGAAAAUUGUUUUAAUUUGAGAAAUCACAGGGAGGGUGGAUGGUGCCAUAGAAAAAUUGAUUAACAUGCUUCUUUUUUUAGCAACAAUAACAGCAUUAAUUUAAUUUUCGCCAUGGUUCUUGAACUGGAAAAUCAGGCAUUGGGGAAUAUGGGGUCAAGGGUAUGCAUAUGAUGUUAGUAAAGGUGGCAGGAUUACUAUUGUGGAAUAUGAAAUGUGAUUAAGGUCAACUAAAUAUAUAGGGAGCUAUGUGAUGCACUCAGAAGUCAGAUCAGCUUAGGUCUCAGUGAGAAAUCUAGAGGUGAAAGAUGCAUUUCAGAUCAGAUGAGUAUUUUAGAUUAGUUCUUAGCUUUUUUUGUUAUAUGGACCUCAUUGGCAAUCUGGUGGAACCUGUGGACCUAUUCUCAGAAUGAUACUUUUAAAUGCAUAUGAUAAAAGUACUUAGGAUUAUGAAGAAAACUGAUGUUGAAAUACAGUUAUCAGAAUAUUUUUUUCCAUCCAUGUUCCCAGACCCCCUGCAAUCUAUUUGUGGUCCCUAAGUUAAGAAUUCAUGCCCUAGAUUUGCUCGGGACAGAGUUAACAAUAUGGCAGUAUCUCCUUCAUUUUGAUGAUUAUACUCGUGCAGCCUAAGAUUGAAUUAGCUUUUGGGGCUGUUCUUUCAUGAUGCUUGACUCUUUCUGAGCCUGUAUUCCACCCAUAUCUCUAGAUAUGUUUCAGAUCAACUGUACUCUAGCUAUACUGUUUCUCCUUUGUACUCAGGUGUAAGAUUUUAUUUAUAUGUUACUAUGAAAUUUCAUCUUAAUUAAUUUGGACUAAUUCUAGCAUGUUAAGUUUUUUUUUUUUU